Molecule: messenger RNA, 1125 nt
Organism: Chara braunii
Lineage: Eukaryota; Viridiplantae; Streptophyta; Charophyceae; Charales; Characeae
Source: the annotation of a GenBank genome assembly
CCCGUGGUCGAACCCAGAUGAUGGAAGUUGACGAGUAAAAGUUCUAAAACCAACUAUUUCUAAAUUGCCUGGGGCCGGUCAGCUUAAUGAUGAUAUCUCAAGGCUGUCGGCCGUGGUUCUUGGUAGGACGAGACGUCGAGACGUUUCUGGUGCCACAACAUGACGAACAGGAGGAGGAGGAGGAGGAGGAGGAGGAGGAGGAGGAGGAGGCGGCCAAGGUGCAAGGUGGACACGAUGACGAAGAGGCCGAGGAGGAAGAGGCCAGGUGGAGGAGGAAGAGGGAGGGGAGGAAGAGGGAGAUGGCGCCCGCUUACCUCGACUUUCCCCAGAGGGGACGUGGACCCCGUCGGGUGGCGCAUCCUGGAUUGACCACGCACUGCUGCGGAGGUGUGAGCAAGCUCUCCAACAUUGUCGUCAACGCUGCUUGGGUGUCACGGUGGAUAGAACUGCGACUGCGUGACAAGCUGGACUACUCGCCUGUUGACAUUGUGAAAGACAUUUACCGACAGCAUGGAAUGGCUAUCAAGUACAGGCUUGCAUGGUCUGCGAAAGAAGUGGCGAAGGCCAUAAUUGUCGGGAUGGAUGACGACGGGUUUCGCAAUCUACGGAUGUAUUGUGACGAGGUUCAACAUUCAAACCCGGGGAGCCGCGCUUUUGUGCAAACGGAGGACGGAUGUCAGCGCUUCAAGCGCAUGUUUUAUGCACUGGAGGCAUGUGUAACUGGUUUCAUGCACUGUCGCCCGCUCCUCGACCUUGACGACACUUUCUUGAAGACAAGAUACAAAGACAUUCCCUUAAGUGCAACUAGUGUGGAUGCUGAGGGUCACCUUUUCCCAGUAGCGUUCGCUAUCGUGCCUGGUGAGGACAGCGAUAACUGGUUCUGGUUCCUCCCCCAUCUCAGUGCGACCAUCCAGUCACGGGCCGCCAACGAUGAGAUUAUAUCCUUCUUGUCCGAUCGAGAGAAGGGUCUCAUCAACGAGGUGACCGAUGUUUUUCCACGCUCUCCACAUGGAUAUUGCAUGCGUCAUCUAAGUGAGAACUUCAAGAAACGGAACAAGGGGUCCAAGUACUAUAAGUUGUUGUGGGCAGCAUGAAAGGCGAACACUAUUGCGAAGUUUGACAAUU